AGUCCAGAUUCUCCUUAUGUCUUUAGUAUCCCCUUGCCCAUAAGCCAAGUGUAGACACUGUCCUUAUCAGUCCUUAUGGUCCGUGAUCGUACAUCACCUUUCUAUCGAUCCUGGUGUACACGUCACACAAUGGACGCUGCUGUGGUUUACGCUUCCGUGAAGAAAGGAUCAUUUACUGUGGUUUUAUGAAGAGACGCGGAAUCCCUUGUGCGAAUCUUCAACAAUCUUCAAUGUAUUUCGUGCGGGAGAAGUCGUAGGAAUUGUUGUUGAACGCAUGCGAUAAUUAUUGAGCAUUCUUGCGUGAGGUGCGAAGUGUGUUAAAGUGAAGAACGAGUGUGCACGUAAGUGUGUACGAGCUGCCUAAAAGGGCUUCUAACGUCCAAGGACUUAUAAAAGGUUUAAAGGCGCCAGAACUGCAUUGGCUUUACGCAAGAGAGCCCGAAAAAUCCAGAAGUACAAAGCCUGGAUGACGGGACAAGUGAAGAGAUAUUUUUGAGCAUUAGUGAAAGUGAACAUCAAAUAAAUAGUGCAACUAUGGACAAUAAUACCGACGGAGACAACUUAAAUCUGAGUUGUGGAGAAAAUGACAUAGUAGAUGAAUUAAAAAUUGCUGCUGAUGAGACAUACGAUACACGUAGUGAAGUUUCAUCUAGCAGUUCAAAUUCUGAUUCUAGUCAGCCUAGUAUAAGCUCAGUUUCAACAAAAUCCUCACGUGGAGACAAUAAACGUAAUAGAAAAAACAGGGGAAAACGUGCUAGGUCAAGAGAUUCUAAAUCAUCCAGUCCUGAAACAAAACGUGCAAGGUCCAAGGAGAAUAAAGGAAUUGCCAAGAGCUAUGAUUAUGCUACAAAAUUAAAUUACUUAUUUAGGGAUGCAAGAUUUUUCAUCAUUAAAUCAAACAAUGCUGAGAAUGUCACGUUAUCAAAGGCUAAAGGAGUAUGGAGUACAUUGCCCCAAAAUGAAGCCAAUUUAAAUCAAGCUUACAGGGAGUCCAGAAAUGUCCUUUUAGUGUUUUCUGUAAAAGAAUCAGGAAAAUUUGCUGGCUUUGCACGGCUUAGUACAGAGUCUAGAAGAGAUGGAGCACCCAUUUCUUGGGUGUUACCUCCUGGAUUAUCAGCUAAAGCUUUAGGGGGUGUAUUCAAAGUUGAUUGGAUAUGUAGAAAGGAAUUACCAUUUACAGCGACCUUACACUUGUAUAAUCCAUGGAAUGAUGGUAAACAGGUAAAAAUUGGACGAGACGGACAAGAAAUAGAGCCAAGAGUUGCGGAAGAAUUAUGCAGAUUGUUUCCAGAAGAUGAAGGCAUUGAAAUGACUCCAAUUUUGAGAAAGUCGAAGGAAGCAGCGAAACAUGUUACAAAAUCAUCUCGUUCGUAUCGAGAUAACAGACCUGUUAACAACAGUUCUAGAUUUUUACGGUCAAGGGGUGGUAGGGGACGUAGGCUUUUCUUAACUUCACGAUCUCGUUUAGCUUCUUUAGCCAGAGGAUCUCACUUAGGUGGUAAUGAUCAUAGAGGAUCCAGGGAUCAUCAUCAUCAUCGAUAUGCUUCCUGGUUUAAUAGAGGAGAUUCUCCUUACUCAAAGGGAUAUGGUAGUCCUGGAUUAGGUGUAGCUGCUGCAGCAGAAGCAUAUGUUGCAGAUUACAUGCGCACCAUGCAGCACCAGUUACCUCCACUACCUCCUUACGCUGCACCUCAUCCUUAUGAUUCUUUACCCCCACCACCGCCACCGCCCAGGUAUUACGAUGGUCUACCAUUACCACCUGAUUACAGUGCGGCUGCUUCUGCACUUGAAAAACGCAGCUACGAAAGAAGUGUAGAUGAAUUUUUAUGGAGAACAGCAAGUCGACAUAGUCGACACAGUGAUCAUCGAUCCUCCCGGGAUCAUCAUCAUAGAUAUAGGGACCGUAGAUAAGAAAUUUUUUACAUUAUCCUCAUCCAUUUAUUUCAUUUCUCAAUUCAUGCACACUUUGUAAGGGCUUUCAAAAGAAUCACGAUACCUAUGAUUACAUAAUAGACAAGAACUCAUUGAAUCAGUCGAAAGUUUAAUUAAUGUAGUGAUUUAAACAAGUGGUUUGAGAUUUAUUACUAGAUAUCAGAGAUGAGCAUUAUUUAGAUAACAAAUUAUUUAAAUAACGAUUUGAAAAGAUACUUUAUCUUUAUUCGUUAUUUGAACGUUCGAAUAAAAAAAGUAUUUUUAUUCGACAAGUAUCGAAAAGUAUCUUAUAAAUUGGGAAAA
Molecule: messenger RNA, 2235 nt
Organism: Megalopta genalis
Lineage: Eukaryota; Metazoa; Arthropoda; Insecta; Hymenoptera; Halictidae
Gene: Ythdc1
Product: YTH domain containing 1
Biological process (GO): mRNA splicing, via spliceosome; regulation of alternative mRNA splicing, via spliceosome
Cellular component (GO): nucleoplasm
Molecular function (GO): mRNA binding; N6-methyladenosine-containing RNA reader activity
Source: RefSeq, a predicted model, not a curated record